Molecule: messenger RNA, 1674 nt
Organism: Tetrahymena thermophila SB210
Lineage: Eukaryota; Ciliophora; Oligohymenophorea; Hymenostomatida; Tetrahymenidae
Product: leishmanolysin family protein
Exons: 3
Biological process (GO): cell adhesion; proteolysis
Cellular component (GO): membrane; cytoplasm
Molecular function (GO): metalloendopeptidase activity
Source: RefSeq, a predicted model, not a curated record
AUGAAGAGUUUUGUCAUAAUAACACUAGCACUCUAUCUUUCUUUAUCACUGGCUUUGGUACAUGAAUGUGACCAUAAAGGCGAUGAAGAAAUUGACGUGUACACUCCAGAAGAUAUUCAUUUACUUUCUGAGGGAACUUUUACUCCUGCUCCAAUAAGAUUCACAUUUGAUGAUAAUGAAAUUCAAAAUUUGAGCGAUCAAAAUCUAAAAAAUUUAUUGCUAAAAUCUAUCAAGACAGCCUAAUUGUUUUAUGAAGAUCUUAUUAUUGUAAAAAAACCACAUCAAUCUGAUAUUGUUAUAACGGAUAAAUAAUGCAAUUAUCAUGAUUUCUCCCAUUACCCAUAAUAAAGCAACUCUGAUUUUCAUGUGUACAUCUAAAUUUACCAACUUUCGAGUAAUACUAUUGCCUCAGCUCAAGCAUGCUAAUUAAAUGAAGGAUUGGACUUCAGACCUGAAUUAGCUGUUAUCAACUUGAAUGCAUAGUAUAUAAAAAGUUUAGAAGAUAACUAUUACAACUUUUAGAUGAUCAGCAAAAUCGUAAUUCACGAAUUGUUCCAUGCCAUUGCUAAUUCCCCUGGUUUGUAUUCUAGAUAUAACAAUAUUUAAGGAUACUCUAAUAAUGCAUUAAAAUUCCCAAAUAUACUAAAAUGGGUAAGAGAUCAUUAUGGUUGCGAAGAUCUUAGUGAAUUUCCCUUAGAAUCUAAUGGUGGUCAAGGUUCAAAAGGCUCCCAUUGGCCUAGAGAUUUCUUGAAUAAUGAUAUUAAUACUGCUUCUUUCUUAUUAGGAAACAUGGUUUGGUCGGGUAUCAAUAAUGCUUUGAUUUUGGAUUCAGGAUGGUAUGAUAUUAAAGACUAUGAAAAUAAGAAUGAUCCUAUUAAUUGGGGAUUAAAAAGAGGGUGUGAUUUUUUGAUUACAGGUAAAUGUAAUUCUUAAUUCCCAGAGUUUUGUACUAACUAAGAUUAAACAGACACAUUUAUAUAUUCAGGAAUAGGUACUUGUAGUUCAAAUAAAAAGGACCUUGAUGUUUUCGCUACUUGUCCAUAUAUAUUUUUAUAUUCAAAUAUGGAAUGUUAAAACCCUUCAAAUAAUAAUAAUAAAUAUAAUGCUUAGUUAUUUUAAGAUUUUAAUGUCGUAUUCGGUUCAACAAGUUCAGCUUUCCAAAGUAACAUGUAGCCAAAAAACACUUAAGAUUUAUCAAAAGAAACUGUAUUAUGUUAUCCUAAUAAGUGUAAUGAAGAAAAAACAAAGAUUAAUAUUUCUUUUGAUCGCUAUACUCUAACCUGCGAGCAAGAUGGUUAAGUUCUUUAUCCUCCCAAAGAAUCUAAUUUCAAAGGAAGCUUAACUUGCCCAAUAAUUAAAGAUUUCUGCUAAAAAUAAGUUUAAUGUGAAGAUUUCUGCUCUUCCAACGGGUAUUGUAUUGAUGGAAAAUGUCACUGUAUCGAAGGAGUUACAGGUGAUAAGUGUGAAUGUAGUGAAAAUAAAGAUUUGAAUUAACCUUCAUGCAAAAGAGUUUAAAUCUAAAAUUGUAACAUUUACGAUGAAAAGGGAAACUGUAUAAAAUGUUUUUCUAGUUACAAAUUAAAAGAUAACUAGUGUUUUGUUUUAAAUGUCUUUAAAAGCAAAUUAACUUUUUCAUUGUUACUUAUUGUAAUAAUGUUAAGUUUAAUAUUCUGA